This is a messenger RNA of Schizophyllum commune H4-8, 300 nucleotides long. RefSeq lists its product as uncharacterized. The coding region runs from base 1 to 300 and encodes 99 amino acids. NCBI's taxonomy places the organism in Eukaryota, Fungi, Basidiomycota, Agaricomycetes, Agaricales, Schizophyllaceae. The transcript has 3 exons. The record is from RefSeq and is a predicted model, not a curated record.
AUGAUCUCCGCGACCCCGGCAGAGGCGAGCCGCGAUUCCAAGACAAGUACUUCUCGUCCUGUCGGAACCAGUACGGGUAAAACAGUGACCCCAUAUAUGCUCUGCCGUCAGGACUUCGAGCGCGCGCAUCCAGGAGUCGACAAGAAGCGCAUGACCGUGUUAUUCAAGGCACACUGGAAGCAGAUAGGCAAGAAUGAGCGAGAAGAGUGGCAGAAGCGGGCGCGUUUGGCGAACGAGUCGCAUGUUCAGGUACGUCGUAUUUCGUCUUCCGUGGCAGUGUUGUCUCACCGCUUUUCGUAG